Messenger RNA from Paramecium octaurelia, 1281 nucleotides. Lineage: Eukaryota; Ciliophora; Oligohymenophorea; Peniculida; Parameciidae. The record is from the annotation of a GenBank genome assembly.
AUGGCAAGCAUGCUUUAGUAAACUAAUAACAAUUAAUUUGAAAAGCAAAUAUAACAAUUUAAACCUUAAACAUAGGCUUAAGCUCAAAUUUAAUAUUAUGUGUACUAAGACUUAUAGUAUGUUAUCAAUUUACUCUAUUAAAUGAAAGCUGUUGCUUAACAUUUUAAGAACUCUGAGCACACUAUGGUUAAACUGUGUAAUAACAAGUUAAUGUUAUAAUUAAAUAUAUCAUUUGGAAUUCACCUUGAUUAAUUAUAACAAUCUCAGAGGAAUGAAACGAACUUUUACUUUUUAAAAGCAUAAAAAAAUAAUGCUUUUAUGAUACUUGAGUCCAUUAUUCAAAAAAUGAGUGACAAUGAGAAAGAAUUAUUAAAAGAGUAAUUAGAAUGUAUUCAAAAUUACAUGACUAAUUGUUUAGGACCACAAUACAAUUGGAGGUAGUAUUAAUUAAAAGCAACUAAUAUGACUCCCUAAUUUAAUGAUCAAGUAUUGUAAUAAUUAAUUAAUUCAAUCUAAUAAGUUGAUAAUUAAGUAACUCACAUAAAAGAAAAUAGUAAUUCUAGUUUUCCAUUAGAACAAAUCGAAAGAACAGCAUAGUAAUUUAUUUUAUUAUUAAUUUUUAGAUAGUUUGAAAGAAAAACAUAAGAGUAAUUGAAUCGCAAUUUUCCAAAUCUGAAUAAUUCUAAUUUCAAUAUGCAAGAAAAUGAAUUAUCUUAAGUUGAUAACUUAAAUAUAAGCUAUCCCAAAAAUCAAUGGAAUAAAUAAAAUAAUUAAAAAACUUAAUCAACUUAACCUGAUUUAAUGAAUUCUGUUGACAAUGAAUUUUAGAAUUAAUAAUUAACAGAUGUUUUAUGCCAUUAUUAAUAUUCUAACUCCAACUAAGAUAGAAUUGUUUAAUAAAUAAAUCUUGAUUACGAAAAAUUUAAAGUAUAAAGAUAUCAUCAAAUAUAUAAUCUUAAUUGCAAUGUUUUAUAGAAUUAUUAAUAAUAAGGUCACUUAAGAGAAUAGUUCAAAUAUUUUUAGAUAUUUAAGAUUUAUCAUGAUUAUGUGCAAUAAGCAAAUAAUAAUCUGAAACAAUUUGUAGAGUUCUUACUAUCAUACUAAUAUAAAGAUUAAUACCAUUAUGACGAAUUCAUUAAUUAUAUUAUGGAAUCAUAAGAAAUAAUCAAUUCAAAGAGUCAAUAUAUGCAAGGCAAUAAUAGUUAGUACCCUUUGAACCCACAAUAUUAUCAAAAGCUCUAUUAAAAAUUUUUACUCAUAUUUCAGUAUUAAAAAAGAUGA